Anthonomus grandis grandis is the source of this 1201-nucleotide messenger RNA. RefSeq names its product adenylate kinase (gene Ak2). Gene Ontology annotation, biological process: ADP biosynthetic process. The record is from RefSeq and is a predicted model, not a curated record. Gene Ontology annotation, molecular function: AMP kinase activity; ATP binding. Gene Ontology annotation, cellular component: cytoplasm; mitochondrion. Lineage: Eukaryota; Metazoa; Arthropoda; Insecta; Coleoptera; Curculionidae. The coding region runs from base 255 to 992 and encodes 245 amino acids. The transcript has 3 exons.
AAAAAUGUCCUCGUUAACAAGGAAACCCGCCUUUAUAAGUAUGUUUUCUAUGAAUUGUCAAUCAAUUUCAUAAGAUAGGUUUUUUACAUAACACCUAUUUACUACAUAUUGCCGUGUACUGUGUAGUGUGGUAUAAAAUCUAAAGUAACAGCGUUGACAGCUUCAUAGAAAUCCUUUUAUUUUGAAGUGGCACAGAAUUUACAGAAAACAUACCUAUAGUCUAGUAGUAUUUUAACCAGAACUAUCCAUCAAACAUGCCAGCCUUAGCCUCACAAAAAGAAGUUAUAGAAAAGGGUACAUCAAAUGAGAAGAAUGGGGUUAGAGCUGUACUUUUGGGGCCACCUGGAUCAGGAAAAGGCACUAUGGCAGCUUGGUUAAAAGACAAAUUUUGUGUAUGCCAUCUUUCCACUGGGGAUAUGUUACGUGCCGAAAUUUCUUCUGGAUCUAAGUUGGGCACCUCAUUGAAAAAAACUAUGGAUGAGGGCAAACUCGUAAGCGAUGACUUAGUUGUCAAUAUGAUUGAUAAGAAUUUGGAUAAACCUGAAUGCAAAAAUGGCUUUUUGCUCGAUGGAUUUCCCAGAACAGUUGUGCAGGCCGAAAAGUUGGAUGACUUGUUGGAAAAGCGCAAUUCUUUAUUGGAUGCCGUGGUUGAAUUUUCUAUAGAUGAUAAUCUUCUCUUCCGUCGCAUAACUGGCCGGCUUAUUCAUCCAUCCAGCGGUAGGUCGUAUCACGAAGAGUUUGCUCCUCCGAAAAAGGCAAUGACUGACGAUAUAACAGGUGAACCACUUAUUAAACGCUCUGAUGACAAUGUUGAAGCUUUGAGGAAAAGAUUGGUUACAUAUCACAACCAAACUAAACCUUUAGUUGAUUACUAUCAAAUUAGAGGAAUUCAUUACAAAGUGGAUGCAUCUCAAGCAGCCAAAGACGUUUUUAAAGAUAUAGAUGACAUUUUCACCAGAAAAGAAAAAUCUAGGAUUUCUUCUAGAUUAUAAUCACAAAAACGCACUUUUAUUCCUCAUCCUAUUAUUCCUCAUUAAGGCAUUUGUUUUGCUGUUAUUUUCUAUAGCUUUGGCUUAGUCAAGUUCAGUUUUUGGGUUUAUCGCUGCGGGGGUUAACUUCUAUUAAAUUACCUGUAUAAAAUUAUUUUUGGCAACUUGUAUUUUUCUAUGAUUAUUGUUAAAUAAAAAGCCGAAAUAAAAUA